Labeo rohita (rohu) is the source of this 747-nucleotide messenger RNA. Its product is annotated as ribonuclease inhibitor. Gene Ontology annotation, molecular function: protein binding. NCBI's taxonomy places the organism in Eukaryota, Metazoa, Chordata, Actinopteri, Cypriniformes, Cyprinidae. The record is from RefSeq and is a predicted model, not a curated record. Bases 88 to 687 code for a protein of 199 amino acids. The transcript is spliced from 5 exons.
AGCACAGUGUGCACCAAAUGGCAACUGCCAUUAAGGGAAGAGCAGCGACGGGUGGCAGGACCUCAUUAAUGGUUAAGCAACUGUGAAAUGACAGAUGAAGGUUGUUCUGCUGUAACUUCAGCUCUGAAAUCAAACCCAUCACACCUGAGAGAACUGAACAUGAACUGGAAUAAACUAGGAGACUCUGGGGUGGAAAACCUCAGUGAUCUACUGAUGAACACACAAUUCAAGCUGGAGAAACUAGAUCUGUAUGAAUGCAGUAUUACAGAGGAACAGUGUCUCAUCCUGACUUCAGCUCUGAAAUCAAACCCAUCACACCUGAGAGAACUGAACCUGAGCUGGAAUAAACUAGGAGACUCUGAAGUGAAAAACCUCAGUGAUCUACUGAUGAACACACAAUGCAAGCUGGAGAAACUACAUCUGUAUGGAUGCAGUAUUACAGAGAAACAGUGUCUCAUCCUGACUUCAGCUCUGAAAUCAAACCCAUCACACCUGAGAGAACUGAACCUGAGCGGGAAUCAAAUAAAAAACACAGGAGUGAAUCACUUAUGUGACGUACUGAAGGAUUCACACUGUAAACUGGAGAGAUUGAGUCUUUAUGACUGUGGAAUUACAGAUGUUUCUUCUUUAACUGUCUUUGACAAACACAAAAGCACUGCAGUUUCUAAAAGAGCUUCAUCUGAGUAACAAUAUGAUUGGAGGCUCAAAGCAGCAGCUCAUUGAUCUGCUACGAGACUCAAACAGUGA